Messenger RNA from Sphaeramia orbicularis (orbiculate cardinalfish), 2200 nucleotides. RefSeq names its product eukaryotic translation initiation factor 2, subunit 2 beta (gene eif2s2). NCBI's taxonomy places the organism in Eukaryota, Metazoa, Chordata, Actinopteri, Kurtiformes, Apogonidae. Gene Ontology annotation, molecular function: mRNA binding; translation initiation factor activity; translation initiation factor binding. The record is from RefSeq and is a predicted model, not a curated record. Gene Ontology annotation, biological process: formation of translation preinitiation complex; translational initiation. The transcript has 9 exons. Gene Ontology annotation, cellular component: eukaryotic translation initiation factor 2 complex. Bases 123 to 1121 code for a protein of 332 amino acids.
GCGACUUGACGCUUGCGUACUGAGGUUCGAACGCUGAUGCAAGAAAUUUUCGGCGCAGCGGUGUGGUACUGAUCGAAGGAUAGACAAGUAGCCAGAUUUCAGCUACUUAACAACCAGCAAACAUGUCAGGAGACGAGAUGAUUUUUGACCCAAACAUGACCAAGAAAAAGAAGAAGAAGAAGAAGCCCUUCAUGCUCGAUGAGGAUGGAGGAGAAGGAAUGGGAGGAGAGGAGGCAAAGGAGGUUGAGGCGAAGGAGGUAGAACCAGAAGCUGGAGAUGAGAGGGAUCUGGAUCUGGAUGAGGAUGAAGGAAGGAAGAAAGAACCCUCGGAUGAUUUGAACGACCUGAACUUCUUCAACCAAAAGAAAAAGAAGAAGAAACCUAAGAAAGUUUUUGAUAAUGAUGUAGAGGAAGGUUUAAAGGAGCUAAAAAUUGAAGGCGAGCAACCAGAAGCCUUGGAAGAGGACAAUCUGGAUUUAAUGCUUCCUGCCAAGAAGAAGAAGUCCAAGAAAGUGGACUUUGAUGAGGGAGAUGCAUUGGAGAAAGAUGAUGCUCUUGAGGAUGACGAGGGGAAGAACAACGAUGGAAUCUCUUUCAGCUCCUCUACAGGCCCAGCAUGGGCCGGCUCUGAACGAGACUACACUUAUGAUGAGCUCCUGAAUCGAGUCUUCAACAUCAUGAGAGAGAAGAACCCAGACAUGGUGGCUGGAGAGAAGAGGAAGUUUGUGAUGAAGCCUCCUCAGGUGGUCCGAGUGGGAACCAAGAAAACCUCCUUCGUCAACUUCACAGACAUCUGCAAACUGUUGCAUCGUCAGCCAAAACAUCUUCUUGCUUUCCUGUUGGCUGAGUUGGGAACAAGUGGGUCCAUAGAUGGAAAUAACCAGCUUGUGAUCAAAGGCAGAUUUCAACAGAAACAGAUAGAAAAUGUGUUGAGACGAUAUAUCAAGGAAUACGUGACGUGUCACACCUGCCGCUCUCCAGAAACCAUCCUGCAGAAGGACACUCGUCUCUAUUUCCUGCAGUGCGAGACGUGCCACUCCCGCUGCUCCGUCGCCAGCAUCAAGACCGGUUUCCAGGCUGUGACGGGCAAGAGAGCGCAGCUCCGCGCCAAAGCCAACUAAAGACAGCUGACACUGGGGUCGCCCUCCCUCUGCCGGCCCACCGCUUUCUCCACUGGACGGCCAGAACUGGGGUUGGGCGGCCUCUUGCUUUCGCUAAAAGGACUCUCUGAAUCGAACUGCGGGAGGGUUUGGCUGUUGUUUAGUUGUGUGGUGGCCUAACCAGUCAGGGAGUGAGAGAGUAUCUGAAGUUGACAGGCAGAUGGGGUUCAGGCACCGUAAACAGAUGAUGUGUACUACAUAACAUGUUGGAUGCAUUUGAUUUGUUGUCUGGCAGAUGAACCCUGCACCUCUUAGGUUUUUUUUUUUUCAUUUGCUGUGAUUCUUGAUUCCUGCAAGAAAACCCUGAAUUAACUUGGCUUGAAUCUUUUCUCAUUUUUUAUUGUCCCCACUUUCAAUUCACUACAUGAAUAUUUUGGGUCUCAAUUACAUUUUUCCAUCAUAGCAUUGAAUUGUAGUUGAGAUAAGAUGAUCUACGGUAAUAAUUACUGUACCUUUUUCUUGAGCACAGAGCUGCUUAAACUAUAGGUUAUGUCCCUGUUUUACAAAUUAGUGUCUCUUGCCUGUGUACAUACAGUGUCAUAGGAUGUUAUGAGUCCUGUUACUAGUCUCUAACAGGUUCCAGACACAGGACUCUUUGAUCUUGUAUUGUAUGGAAGAAGAUGAAGAGGCUGUGAGACAGAUUUUGCAAAUUUUACAGCGAAUUUGUGAAUGCUUUGGGGACACCAAUGAGCAUUUGUCUCCCCUCUUUCUUCCUUUAGUUUCUCAAGUAUAGAUCAGCAAAUUAUUUCCAAGACUGGAGAUCUAAGAUUUUGUUUUUGGGCUCAUGCUUGUUGAAAUCCCUUAAAAAGCCCAACUAACUAUAGUCUACAGAUACAUUUUUAAAACCAGCUUCUGAGCAGGCACCUCAGAUCUGACGCCAAACUUUUUUUUUUUUGUCUCCUUGAGCAAGUCAGGAAAUGAGUAACUGGAUACCUGAUACUGGUUGUGUACUUGUUUGAGAUCAAUGGAUUAGAAGGUCUGGCUGAAAUCCUUUUAAAACCUGGUUUUUACAAAAAUAAAAUAUUAACUCUCUCUCUCCA